This is a messenger RNA of Pungitius pungitius (ninespine stickleback), 930 nucleotides long. RefSeq names its product olfactory receptor 7C1-like. Bases 1 to 930 code for a protein of 309 amino acids. Gene Ontology annotation, molecular function: odorant binding; G protein-coupled receptor activity; olfactory receptor activity. Gene Ontology annotation, biological process: detection of chemical stimulus involved in sensory perception of smell; G protein-coupled receptor signaling pathway. Gene Ontology annotation, cellular component: membrane. The transcript has a single exon. Lineage: Eukaryota; Metazoa; Chordata; Actinopteri; Perciformes; Gasterosteidae. The record is from RefSeq and is a predicted model, not a curated record.
AUGGAGAGCAACACGACAAGUGACAUCCUAAAGAUUCAAGGCUUUGACAUAUCCCCAGAGUUCAUGUACCCUUUGUUUUUCUUACUGCUCUUUGUCUACCUCACCUUGCUUUGCUCUAACAUCGGACUCCUUGUGCUCAUCAUCACUGAGAAGAAGUUGCACCAGCCCAUGUACAUUCUUUUUUGCAACCUUUCCGUCAACGAUCUCAUAGGCAACACAGUCCUACUGCCUCAGCUGAUGGCUCACGUCAUUUCAACAGAACGCUUCAUCACCUACAACCAGUGUGUGGCCCAAGCCUUUCACAGCCACACGUUCGGAUCAGCCUCCCACAUGAUCCUCAUCAUUAUGGCGAUAGACAGGUACGUGGCGAUAUGUCACCCCUUGAGGUACACCUCCAUUAUGACCCCCAAAGCUGUAGUUUUGCUGUCAGCCACUGCAUGGGCGGUGUCGCUGGUGCUGGUGUCUGUUCUGAUAGGUCUCACGGUGAGGCUGUCCCGCUGCAGGUCCGUGAUACAAAACGCUUACUGUGACAACGCGUCGCUGUUCAAGCUCUCCUGUGAGGACGUGUCCAUCAACAAUAUCUAUGGACUCUUCUUCACGGUUGUGCUGUUCAGUUGCUCGAUGGGAGGCAUAGCUGUGACCUAUUUCAGAAUAGCUGUCGUUUGCUGGCUGAAGAAAAGCAAAGAGUUGAAUAACAGAGCACUUCAAACCUGCACCAGCCACCUUGUUCUGUAUCUCAUUAUGCUCUGGUCGGGGUUCUUGACCAUCAUAUUGCAUCGUUUUCCAAACUAUCCAGACUUAAGGAAAAUUGCCUACAUUUUAUUUCAUGUGGUCCCUGCCAAUUUAAAUCCAAUCAUUUAUGGAAUGCAGUCAAGAACAUUACGGGAUAAAAUUAUCCAAAUACUGCAAAGAAAAGUGGAUUCAAUCUGA